AUGGUAAAUUUCUCGCGGGCUAUUUCUGAAAACGUUUCAAACUCGACCAGUGGGGAAGGCGACAUUGCAAGUGUUCCUGUGGAGGUUAGUACUGUCAUCUCUAUUAUCAUCAACACCAUCACUUGCCCCUUUACAGUUCUUCUCAACGUGCUGGUGAUACAGGCCGUGAAAACAAGACCACGACUCCGAACAAACAGCAACAUUUUGUUGGCCUGCUUAGCGGUUACUGACGCACUAAGUGGGCUCCUCGGCCAACCAUCCUACAUCUUGUGGAGGAUAACCCUAAUAUUUGGCAUCAGCAGCAGUCAGGCAGUCGCGAGCUUCAAUUACGAUGUUAUGGCUGCCUUGGUACUGGCUUCAUAUCUUCAUCUGAUGUUAGUUACUUUCGAGAGGCUCGUAGCGAUCAAGUUUACGAUGCACUACUCGAACAUUAUGACCCACAACACCAUAAAGAUAACAGUGUCAGUAUUUUGGAUUAUUUCAAUUCUUGGUGGGGUUUUUAGCGCAUUAAAAAUGUAUUAUGUGUUGCUUCCCAUGACAGGCCUUGCCACUAAUUCAUGUAUCGUUUUCGUUACCUCUGCUUAUUUGAUUUUGUAUCACGAAACCCGCCGCCACCAAAAGAAGAUAAAAGCAGAGCAACUGCCUGCAGAAGAAGUAGAAAGAUCUUCCACAGAGAACAGGGCCCUUAAAACUACUAUGUUUGUAGUUGGUGCUGUUGUUGUCUGCCUUCUCCCACUUGGUUUCUGUCUGAUCGUUAUGAAUGCAGGCCUUUAUGUUAAAUGUCCCAUCAGCGACCAAGUGUGGCAAACAUUUGGCCUGUUAAAUUCGUUUGUUAAUCCUUUGAUUUACUGCUUUAGACAGAAAGAAAUGAAAAAGUUUAUAUUUGGCAAAAAAACCCACGUCGUACAACCAUUUAUCUAG
Pocillopora verrucosa is the source of this 921-nucleotide messenger RNA. Its product is annotated as melanocortin receptor 4-like. Gene Ontology annotation, molecular function: G protein-coupled receptor activity. Gene Ontology annotation, cellular component: plasma membrane. The record is from RefSeq and is a predicted model, not a curated record. Gene Ontology annotation, biological process: G protein-coupled receptor signaling pathway. NCBI's taxonomy places the organism in Eukaryota, Metazoa, Cnidaria, Anthozoa, Scleractinia, Pocilloporidae.